CGCGUGUGGGUGUGUGUGUCGAAUGGAGUUGGUCGCGCUCUGAGUCAGGGUGAAGCAUUCUGGAGAAUUAAAACCAAUAAAGUCAUCCUGCGCUGCCAUGAGAGUUGAACAGGAUAUUGAACAUGGAGAAACAUCCGCAAAUUCGAACCAAAUGCUGAUUAACCAGCUCAGAGAGAUCACCGGCAUUCAAGAUCUGCAUGUUCUCCAGAGUACCCUGAAUGCUAGCCAAGGUGACAUCAGCCAAGCUAUAGGGGUACUGACCACCCAGACCAUGAAGGAAGAGCAAAUGCCAGAGGAACCUACUCAAGCCGACAAUGAGAGAAAUACAUCCAAUACACAGAACGGUCCUGCCAAAGAUGAUCUGCAGACAGCGAUUGAGCUCAGUCUUCAGGAGUCGCAACAAGCAGAGGCAGAAAGGAGAGAGCUUCACAGGGCUCUCGAGGUUAGCGCAGAAGAGAAUGCGGCCCAAAUGAAAAGAAAGAGGUGUGAGGCGUCUGGAGAGAGCUGCAGCCCUGUGGACUGGAUCCGGCAGGAGGACUGGCCUGUGGGCAUACGGAAUGUGGGAAAUACUUGCUGGUUCAGUGCUGUCAUUCAGUCUCUUUACCACCUGCCCGUAUUCCGUCGCCUGGUGCUCAACUAUUGCCUGUCUGAGCGCGUGCUGGAGAAAUGCAAGAGUCACUCAGAGAAAAGGAACAUUGCCUUCAUGCAGGAGUUGCGCUGCCUGUUUGCUCUGAUGGUGGGCUCAAACAGAAGGUUUGUAGACCCCUCUGCGGCCGUGGAGCUUCUCAGGGAUGCAUUUCGAACCAGUGAGGCACAACAGGAUGUCAGUGAAUUCUCACACAAGCUGCUUGACUGGCUGGAGGAUGCAUUCCAACUGGCUGCUAACGGAACUAACCCAGAGGACAAACAGAACAACCCAAUGGUCCAGCUGUUCUAUGGAACAUUUGUGGCUGAGAGGCUUCUUGACGGAAAGAUUGUUUCCAAUAUUGAGCAAUUUGGACAAUACCCUCUCCAAGUGAAUGGAUUUAAUAAUUUAGACGAAUGUUUGGAGGGGGCUAUGGUUGAAGGAGAGAUCGAGUCCCUUCAUUCAGAUCAAAAGGUUCCCACUAGUCAGGAGAGGUGGUUCUCCAAGCUGCCACCGGUGUUGACCUUUGAGCUGUCCAGAUUUGAGUUCAAUCAGUCUUUAGGGAGACCAGAGAAAAUACACAAAAAACUGGAGUUUCCCCAAGUGAUCUACAUGGACAGAUACCUCCACAAAAAUGUUUACCAGACCCAUGGCAGAAGAGGAGAGGUGAAGAGACUGAAGGACCAAUUAACAAUUCUACAGCAGAGACUUGAGGGAUAUAAACACUAUGGUUCAGGGCCGACCAAAUACCCCCUCGCCGACAUGUUGCAGUACGUCCUUGAAUUUGCCACCAUGAAACCCGCGAACAUGUCUCCAGCCUCUCCGGUACCCCUAAACCCUCCUGUUCCCAUAGAACCCAGCUCAGGUGACACCAGUCAAACAGAACCAGAUGAUACAAGGCCAUCAGAUGGUUUACAGACAGCCACGCAGAGAACUCCAAUUCACAAGCCUUUCACUCAGUGCAGACCAUCUUUGGAUAUACCCCUGCAGCCUGCCCCGCACAGUGUGACAGAGGAGGAACUGCACUUUGUCAUAGGCUGCUUACAGCGCUGGAGAGCAGAGGUCGAGAACACCAUAAACGAGCUGAAAGCCAGCAUUGACAAGGUCAGUCAGGCCCUGGAGGGCAUGUACUCAGAUAACAGUCUGUGUCAGGUACCCUACAGGCUACACGCUGUUCUCGUUCAUGAGGGACAGGCUUCCGCUGGCCAUUACUGGGCUUACAUCUAUGAUCACAGUAACAAACGCUGGCUGAAGUACAAUGAUGUAAUGGUAACAGAGUCCACCUGGGAAGAACUGGUCCGAGAUUCAUACGGAGGCAUGACCAACGCCAGUGCCUACUGCCUAAUGUACAUCAAUGACGAUUUGCCAUAUCUCAUCGCAGAGGACACAGACAAUGAGACUGGACAGGUCGUAAAGGGAAUGGACUCCCUCCCUUCCAUCCUGAGACGCUACGUACGGGAAGACAACCGCUGGUUCCAGCAAGAGCUGAGAGAAUGGGAAGAGCAGUUCUGCCAAGCCCAACGUGACGAAUCAUGUCAUCAGGCACUCACUUCAACCAACACAGAGGAACCAGUUCCAGAACAGCCACAGCAUCAAGAUCUAGAGCCACACCAAGAACCAGCCCAUGAAAACACAAAUGAAGUGACUGAAGAGCAAACUCCAUAUCCAGCACCGCCAGAACCUGCCCAGCAAUGUGAAGAGCCUGUGGCCAGUCAAGCAGAUCUCAACUCGAUAUCAUCAGAGGCCACUGAGAAUGUAAGAGAGUCAGCUGAGGAACAUAUCACCAGCAACCAGGCACACAGCCAUCAAAAUGAAGAGAAGUCAGAGGAGAGUCAGCAGUCUGAGGCAGAGUCAGCCUCUAAGGACGGAGUGGAGACUGAGGUUGAGGUGGAGGCAGAGGAGAAGGUCAACAGUGAUGAGGCAGAACCAGAGGCAGAUACAGACACUCAGCCAGAGUCAGAGGCCACGUCCGCAGAGGAGAACCCAGCCGCAGCCAGACGCAGACAGCCUGAGAAUGAAGUUUCUGAGGUGGAGAUACCCAAUGUAGGCAAGAUCCUGGUGCGCUCUGAUGCAGAUGGUUAUAAUGAGGAGAUGAUGUUGACUCCAGCUAUGCAGGGCGUCAUACUUGCUAUUGCCAAAGCAAGAGAAGCCUUUGACAAGGAUGGACCUGAAGCAGGACUUAUCAAAGCGUUCCAUGAGGAGUAUUCCAGAUUGCAUGAACUGUCCCAGGAGGAGACAACACCCCAGCAGGACCCUCGACUCCAGCACGUGCUGGUCUACCUCUUCCAGAAUCAGGCACCCGGCCGUGUGAUCGAGAGAACCUUAUUGGAGCAGUUUAUAGAUCGUAACCUGAGUUUUGAUGACAGGGCCAUCAGUAUAAUGAGAGAGGCCAGAACUAAACUCCGGCUCAUUAAACCAGAAGACAUGGACAUGGAUGAAUACUUGCAAUGGCAUGAAGACUACAGCAUGUUCAAGACAGUGUUUGCCUACCUGUUGACAGGUCUUGAACAGUAUCAGAACGGAAAAAUAAGAGAGGCACUGAAUUACCUUGCACAUGCCCACCAGGACAACUCAGUCCUUCUUAGGAAAGGGGAGAAGAGAGGAGUGGACCAGUCGCUUAUUGCACUUUACAGGAGAAAAUGUCUAAAGGAGCUGAAUGAAAAUGCAGCUACACUGUUUAAAAAACAGGAUGAGAAUGACGAGGGAGUGGUCAUCAUGAACGAGUGUGUCAUCCCUUGCAUGCAUCUCAUGGUCAGAGACACUAUCAGUCAAGAGGACCUGGAUGUCAUAGAGCUGAUCAGGAAUUGCUGGUGUUCCUAUUUGGGGCAGGACAUGGAUGAUUCUCUGCAGGAAAAGCUCAGUGAAUUUUUACCCAGGGUCCUGGACUGUUCUGCGGAGAGGGUGGUGCUGAAGGAGCCCCCCAAAACCUGUUUUAAGGUGGAAGGCUUUCAGUAUGCCUUGUUACUCAGAGCAACCAGAUACAAAUUCCAGGAGCCAUAUAUGGCUGGUGCCAGGAUAAGAGCAAAAUUUAUUAAAUCAGGACAAACUAAAAAUGGGGAGUUUAUUCUACUGGAACAGAACAACCCAAAUCGCAACAUAGACAAGACAAUAACUCAUAAUGAACUAAAACAGCCCCUUAUGGAAAAAAGAGCAGAGUUUUUGAGGAUGGAUCAAUUUCAGGUUAUCGUCUGCCUUGAAGUCACAGUAGGAACCUCAGGUUUCUUAGAUCUUUCUUUAACGUUCAUCAUUGGACACAGCAAUGAAAGAGUCCUUGACAGUAUUUGUGCAAGCUUUGGAAAUAUUUAGAGAGUUGCAAUCCUUUCUACUGACAUCCCUUCUUUCUUUUUCUAGGUAUGACAGAGCAUCACACUGAAGAUGGUUUGUUUGUUGAGUCACCACUUUGAGAGUAAACCUCUCAUAUUCUAGUAUAUAUUUGAUUAUAUCUUUUCAUGUGACAACACUGAAGAAAUGACAAUUUUCCUACAAUGUAAAGUGGUGAGUGUACAGUUUGUAUAACAGUGUAAAUUUGCCGUUCUCUCAAAAUAACUCAACACGCAGCCAUUAAUGUCUAAACCGCUGGCAACAAAAGUUAGCAACCCUUAAGUGAAAAUGUCCAAAUUGACAAAGUUAUUUUGAGGGGACAGCAAAUUUACACUGUUAUACAAGCUGUUAUUUUGCAUCAAAGUGUCAUUUCUUCAGUGUUGUCACAUGAAAAGAUAUAAUAAAAUAUUUACAAAAAUGUGAGGGGUGUACUCACUUCUGUGAGAUACUGUACAUCUCUUUAGAAAAGGCAUUUUCGUAUGAACGAUAGUUGCAUUUGACAAAAUGUUUGAAGUGGAAAUGUCCCCUCAGAGUGCUAAAGAAAAUUGGGAGGGAAAAAAUGUAAGAUUAUCAUCUAGAUGUCCCAAAAAACAAUCAUUCACUUCUUUAAUGCCAUUGUUAAAUAAAGUCUGUAAUUCUUAACUCUUAAUUGUUUUCUAAAAUUCUUCUUCUCAGACGGUUUCAUCAAAGUCACGCGCUGGCCCGACU
Molecule: messenger RNA, 4654 nt
Organism: Triplophysa dalaica
Lineage: Eukaryota; Metazoa; Chordata; Actinopteri; Cypriniformes; Nemacheilidae
Gene: usp28
Product: ubiquitin specific peptidase 28
Exons: 28
Coding region: 98-3931 (1277 amino acids)
Biological process (GO): DNA damage checkpoint signaling; regulation of protein stability; protein deubiquitination
Cellular component (GO): nucleus; cytosol
Molecular function (GO): protein binding; cysteine-type endopeptidase activity; cysteine-type deubiquitinase activity
Source: RefSeq, a predicted model, not a curated record